AUGACUCUUGACGCGAACUUGAAAGUGCGGGAGCAAAAUGCCGCUGACUUCCAAAAGGCAAAACCCGCAAAGGCAAGUUUGCCUUGUGCUCGUCCAUCAUAUUCGAACCGCGACAACGUAACAAAGGACAUCAUUAUGGCUGGUCCGUCCGCAAGCGGGACAAAGAAACCAUCUCGCUUGCUCGCUGCUUUGGAUGAUUCUGGCCUAUUUGGACUUACACCAAAUGUCGGUAUACCUAGCGCGCAAGCUACUCCAGCGCAGCUCGCUCCCCAGAAGCGAAAAUGGGUCGAAAGUCCCCAGCUGACAGACAUAAACGCGAUCAGACAUGAAUCUUUGAAUGUAGCAAUACACGGGCCUGAGUCACCACUCAAUAAAUCUUCGCAGCCAGGCGUUGCACCUAGACCGAGCUCUCCACAAAGAAGUUUUGUAUCAAAUGCGCUGACCGUGAUGGGCUCAGGCUCCCAGCUAAGAUAUGAUGACGAAGCUCCGGUCCUUAGCAUCGACAGAGGCGGUACUGAUCAGGAACAAAGAAUGGCUGAUUUCGUAACGAAAUCCAUUGAUAAUCUUAGCCAUGGCCGUACAGUUCAGGAUGCUAUGGAGAAUCUAAAUUUGAGAGACCAAAAGGACCUUAUACCAGGUCUUGAGAUUCGUCUUCUCCCUCACCAGCUUAUUGGAGUUAGCUGGAUGGUGGAUCAAGAGCUUCAUUCGCCUCACAAAGGUGGUAUCCUUGCAGACGAAAUGGGAUUGGGGAAAACCGUCCAAAUGAUUGCUACGAUGGCAAUGAAUCUACCCGAAGAACAUAGUGCAGCCCGGUCAACUUUGAUAGUUGUACCGGCCGCGCUUCUCUUGCAGUGGAAAGAAGAAAUAGAAACAAAGACAAACAGUAUAUUUACUGUCCAUGUCCAUCAUGGUCGUGACAAACUCAAGAAUGUUGAAGCUGUCAGAUCGAAGGAUGUCGUGAUUACGACGUAUCAGACACUAAACCAGGACUUUAUCGCCCCGCCUGAUGUAGACAGCGGUGACGAACAGCAGUGGUUAGCAAAACAUGGUGGUACGCUAGCUCGCGUUAAAUGGUACAGAGUUAUACUCGACGAAGCGCAAUUCAUUCGGAACAGGUCUACCUCUUGUAGUCAGAGUGUCGCAAUGUUGCGCUCGACGUAUCGAUGGAUGCUGACGGGUACUCCUGUCACCAAUACCCUGGCCGACAUAUAUGGACUUAUACGUUUUGGAAGAUUUAGGCCUUGGAACGACUGGAACGAUUUUAACGUGUAUAUUGCCAAAAUGCAACGAGAUGACCCCCCUCUAGCUGCUUUCCGUGCUCAAGAGAUUCUAAAACCAUUGUUACUCCGUCGAACGAAGAACUCCGAAAUAGAAGGAAAGCCAAUCCUACAGCUACCUCCGAAGGAUAUCGAAUUAGUGACGCUAGAAUUUUCCAAGGACGAGCGCGAAGUAUACGAUUCCUUUGAGAAGAAGAGCAAGAUUCAAGUCAAUCGUUUCAUUAAGGCCAGGACCUUGUUGAAGAAUCACGCAUUUGUAUUGGUUUUAAUCCUUCGUCUUCGUCAGCUGUGCUGUCACCCACAGCUCAUACUUAGCCAAACUGAGGACUACAGUGAUCCGACCUUACUGGUCUCAGAUGAUAAAGAGAAAGAGAUUGGCCGUGCCAUCAAAACUAUGGGAUGGCCGUGGGUCACUGAUAUUAAGAAGCGAUUCCUAACGCGUGCUUUGGCAAACGACAUGAUGAUGUUUAGCGACGAAGCAGAUGAGCCUGAAGCCACCUGUCCUGUCUGCAAAGAUUUGUACAUGCAUAAUACUGGUCGUAUAUUAGCAUGCGGCCACGAGCUCUGCUUUGACUGCAUAAUGGACUUGAAGAAUGCGCCUAUCGCUCAUGACGGACAAUUCGGUCAUGGUAAUGAAAAGGAGAACCUAAAAUUAGAGAAAGAGUAUGAACUUGCAGUAGCCAAAGGCUUCCGGCCAUGUCCCACUUGCAAGAAGAUGAACGAUUUUAGUCCUAAUAAAGUUUUUAUAUCCUCUGCAUUCGAACCAGAUGAAGAGGCUCUCGAGAAGGCUGCUAAUGCCAAACGCAGAAAACGACGCAUGCCUGCGAAGACAGAAGACAAUGAUGACGAGUCGGAUAUAGAAUCGAAACCCGUUAUUCGGUCGCCGAAGAGGUUUAGGGGUGACACUCCAGAAGGGGAAAGCUCCGACGAUGAUCUCCCUGAUUUUUCACAGAUGUUUGCUAGUGAUACAUCCAAUACCAAGAAGACCAAAUCAAAAGCGGCUGCAAAAAAAGUUGGGUCUUCGUCGUCCAAGCAGCUAAAGCCUAUCAACGACGAUGAUGUGAUCGACCUUACCAUGGAUGAUAUUUCUACUAAGGAUCUCACUGAGAGCUCUGACGUAGAAAUAUCUGCGAUCACCUCCAGUCCUGCUGCGUCUAGUUCCCCAUCGUCUCCCACUAAGCCCCGCCGAGGUAAGAAGGGUGGUAAGCAAGUAAACGAGUCCCGGAAAAAAGGAAAUGGCAAGCAUAACGAAGCAUCUAAUGGGAUGUCUGACGCUCUGAUCGCAACGUGGAAAAAAGGAGACGAUGAUUUAGAGCCUAGUACCAAGAUGAUGGCUCUCAUUCGAUUGUUGCAAGAGUGGGACGUGAGCGGAGAUAAGACAAUAUGCUUCUCACAGUGGACAUCAAUGAUAGAUCUUGUUGAAAUCCUGCUCUCCAGAUAUGGAAUUCAAAAUCUACGAUAUGAUGGUGGAAUGGACAGGACUGCGAGGGAUAGAGCAUUGUCGGCGUUUAAGCAACAAGAUGGGCCAAAGGUCAUACUCAUCAGUACAAAAUGCGGUGGAGUGGGCCUUAACCUUGUGGCCGCGAAUCGUAUCAUAAAUCUGGAUUUAUCUUGGAACUAUGCAUCAGAGUCGCAAGCGUACGAUCGAGUGCAUAGACUGGGCCAAGAGAAGGAUGUAUUCGUGAAACGUCUCGUCGUGAAAGACACGAUUGAGGAGCGAAUGCUCAAAUUACAAGAUGUCAAAGUUGGACUUGCAGAUGCCGCACUGGGGGAGGGCACGGGCAUCAAGUUGCAUAAGAUGAGUGUUAGGGAGAUUAAAGCUUUGUUUGGGAUGACUUCCAGUAAAUGA
This is a messenger RNA of Serpula lacrymans var. lacrymans S7.9, 3126 nucleotides long. RefSeq lists its product as uncharacterized. The record is from RefSeq and is a predicted model, not a curated record. The transcript is spliced from 32 exons. Bases 1 to 3126 code for a protein of 1041 amino acids. Gene Ontology annotation, cellular component: cytoplasm. Gene Ontology annotation, molecular function: metal ion binding; ATP binding; ATP-dependent chromatin remodeler activity. Lineage: Eukaryota; Fungi; Basidiomycota; Agaricomycetes; Boletales; Serpulaceae.